Messenger RNA from Ciona intestinalis (vase tunicate), 1697 nucleotides. Its product is annotated as endophilin-A2. Gene Ontology annotation, molecular function: protein binding. Gene Ontology annotation, cellular component: glutamatergic synapse; cytoplasm; presynapse. Gene Ontology annotation, biological process: synaptic vesicle uncoating. Lineage: Eukaryota; Metazoa; Chordata; Ascidiacea; Phlebobranchia; Cionidae. The record is from RefSeq and is a predicted model, not a curated record.
UAGUGAGGACCCUGUUAGAAUGCUAACCAGAUGUUGUUAUCAGUUACUGCACUUCAAAUAGUUUUGCUAACUAGUAGUGUGGAAUUUACAGCAUGCAAUGAGGUCUGCAUGAGUUAUGAAUGCCCUUUGAACGUCAUGUUAUUUGUUUUUAUUGUAGAUUAUAGGAUAAGCUAAUUUCUCAUACUUAUAAUAAACUUAAUUAAAGCCAACACCAUGUCAUUGGGAGGCAUGAAAAAGCAGCUAAAUAAAGCGUCUCAGUACAUGUCUGAGAAGAUGGGUGAGACGGAGAAAACAAAAAUGGAUGAAGAGUUUAUUGAAAUGGAAAGAAAAGUGGAUGCCACUCAAAAGGCUGUAACUGAUCUGAUUAAUCACACAAGGGAGUACCUGCAACCAAACCCAGCUGUUCGCGCAAAAAUGAACAUGAUGAAUAAGCUACAGGGUAAAGACAUGAAAUAUCGUCAAGUAGAAGGUGUCCUAGGAGAAGUAAUGGUGAAACACGGCACUGAUCUUGGGCAUGAAUCAAAUUUUGGGGAGGCAUUGAAAGAGGUGGGUGAGGGUAUGAUUCAGCUCUCUGAAAUAAAAGAUUCUUUGGACGUCAGUGUAAAGCAAGACUUCAUUGAUCCUUUCUAUCAAUCUUUUGAUAAAGACAUGAAAGAAGUCCUGCACCACCGAAAAAAAUUGUCAGGGAGAAGACUUGAUUACGAUUAUAAAAGGAAAAAAGGCAGUAAAAUAUCUCCGGAAGAAAUCCAAUUAGCAGAGGCAAAAUGUCAAGAGGCAUUAGAUCUAGCUGAUUCUUUCAUGUGGAACAUGUUAAGUUCAGAUGUUGAACAAGUACGACAGCUGGCGGCACUUGUGGAAGCUCAACUUGAAUAUCAUCGACAGUCUGCCGAUAUUUUGGAAUCGGUCAACGAUAAAUUAAACAAACAAAUUGAAGAAAUUAAUUCAAAACCGGAAAAAGAGCGGACAAAGAGACAGUUACGAACCAGUAGCAUUGCACCUGCUGAUAGAACUCCCACACAUACAACACCAGCUAUUCCUCAAGCAAGUCCUAGGCACACAGCUCCACCACCUAAAGCUACCCAGCCAAGUUGCAAGGCUAUUUUCGACUUUGAACCUGAAAAUGAAGGAGAGCUGGCCUUUAAGGAAGGAGAAAUACUUACGCUUGUUGCUGAAAUAGAUGAUAAUUGGUUUGAAGGAAUGAGUCAGAAUGGAGAUACCGGAUACUUUCCAAAAACUUAUGUUGAAGUGGUUGUUCCUUUGUAAAAGAUGGGAGUGGGAAGCCUGAGAAAGAGCUGUUGGUGGAAACUUAGGGAAUUGCAGAAGUACAAGCAUAGCAUUAAAACAGAUGCAAACUCUUUUUGUUUGUUCCCACCAUGAGAUUGUCUGAUGUAUCCAUUUAAUACUAUUUAUGUAUCAUUCAUGUACUCUUCUUGUUACGACAGCUUGUGGCACAAAAACAUAUACUUGAGCUUCCAUCUUUUCACACAGCAUUUACAUUUACUCCCACUGACAUCACACAGCGUUCAUAUUUUACUUAUAAAUCCCAAUUUUGACAAGUGUAAAACGGUGAUUUUCUAGCUGAAUGUAGAAACUACAACUUUAGCAUUAGACAACAAACACAUUAUGGAUGUGUGUGUAUGCACUUUACUUGUAAUUCAAAACUGUAUAUAAAUAAAUCAUUUACUGUUUAAGAAUAA